Messenger RNA from Acomys russatus (golden spiny mouse), 1439 nucleotides. RefSeq names its product SS18L1 subunit of BAF chromatin remodeling complex (gene Ss18l1). The transcript is spliced from 11 exons. Gene Ontology annotation, molecular function: transcription coactivator activity. Lineage: Eukaryota; Metazoa; Chordata; Mammalia; Rodentia; Muridae. The coding region runs from base 141 to 1439 and encodes 432 amino acids. The record is from RefSeq and is a predicted model, not a curated record. Gene Ontology annotation, biological process: positive regulation of dendrite morphogenesis; positive regulation of transcription by RNA polymerase II. Gene Ontology annotation, cellular component: nucleus.
UGGCAGGCAGGCGGGCGAGCCCACGGCACAGCGCCCCCCGCGCCCCCGCCCCCGCGCUGCGGAGAAUGGGCACCUCGGGCCGCGGGGCGCAGCCGGAGAAUAAACCCCAAUGAUCACGGGCUGAGAACGGCGCCGCCACCAUGUCCGUGGCCUUCGCGUCGGCACGGCCGAGAGGCAAAGGGGAGGUCACUCAGCAGACCAUCCAGAAGAUGCUGGAUGAGAACCACCACCUGAUCCAGUGCAUUCUGGACUACCAGAGCAAGGGCAAGACAGCCGAGUGCACGCAGUACCAGCAGAUCCUGCACCGGAACCUCGUCUACCUGGCCACCAUUGCAGACUCCAACCAGAACAUGCAGUCGCUCCUUCCUGCGCCACCAACACAGAACAUGAACCUGGGCCCCGGAGCCCUGAGUCAGAGCGGUUCCAGCCAGGGCCUGCACCCCCAGGGCAGCCUCAGUGAUACCAUCAGCACGGGCCUGCCCCCCGCCUCUCUCAUGCAGGGACAGAUCGGUAAUGGUCCGAACCACGUGUCCAUGCAGCAGACGGCCCAGAGCACACUGCCCACAACCUCUAUGAGCAUGUCAGGCAGCAGCCAUGGUACUGGACCUGGCUACAGCCACUCGGGACCCACCUCGCAGAGUGUCCCCAUGCAAGGCCAAGGUGCCAUCAGCAACUAUGUGUCUCGGACCAACAUCAACAUGCAGUCCAACCCAGUCUCCAUGAUGCACCAGCAGGCAGCCACGUCCCACUACAACUCAGCACAGGGAGGGAGCCAGCAUUACCAGGGCCAGGCGCCCAUUGCCAUGAUGGGCCAGGGUGGCCAAGGGAGCAGCAUGAUGGGACAGCGGCCCAUGGCACCCUACCGACCCUCCCAGCAAGGCUCUUCCCAGCAGUACCUGGGCCAGGAGGAGUACUACAGCGAACAGUACAGCCACAGCCAGGGUGCUGCCGAGCCCAUGAGCCAACAGUACUACCCAGACGGCCACGGUGACUACGCCUAUCAGCAGUCAUCUUAUACUGAACAGAGCUACGACCGCUCGUUUGAGGAGUCCACGCAGCACUACUAUGAGGGGGGAAACCCCCAAUACAGUCAGCAGCAGGCGGGGUACCAGCAGGGCACAGCACAGCAACAGACUUACUCCCAGCAGCAGUAUCCCAACCAGCAGAGCUACACGGGGCAGCAGCAAGGCUACGGCCCUGCCCAGGGAGCCCCCUCACAGUACUCAAGCUACCAGCAAGGCCAAGGCCAGCAGUAUGGAAGCUACAGAGCAUCGCAGACGGGACCUUCUGCCCAACAACAGCGGCCUUACGGCUAUGAGCAGGCAAGCUUUCUGGGUGUCUCAGGAAGUGCUGUCUGCCAAGCUGCAGUGGGGCAUGGCCAGGAUUUCUCUUAUGGUCCUGAGGAGCGAUCAGGCCAGUAUGGGAAUUACCAGCAGUAA